Molecule: messenger RNA, 2630 nt
Organism: Amphibalanus amphitrite
Lineage: Eukaryota; Metazoa; Arthropoda; Thecostraca; Balanomorpha; Balanidae
Product: glutathione synthetase-like
Exons: 13
Coding region: 199-1698 (499 amino acids)
Biological process (GO): glutathione biosynthetic process
Cellular component (GO): cytosol
Molecular function (GO): glutathione synthase activity; ATP binding; glutathione binding
Source: RefSeq, a predicted model, not a curated record
GCGAAUCUGAGAACGGAUAAGUCAUGACCACUAAAAACUUCUUGUCACGGUAGUGGCGCACAAAAGUUUAUAAAUGACGCACCCCGAAGCGCAGUCAACAAUCGAAAGUCGUGGGGGCGGUCCGCACGUCGGAGCAAGCGGAGGGUGAGGGUGAAGGCAGCCAGAAAGUCAAGUCAUUGAUUUCAGUUCAUUCUCACAAUGGCAGAAUAUUCUCAUCCAUUCCUGAAGUUCCCAAUGAAUGAAAAAGAAUUAGAGGAGCUUGCUCAAAAUGAGAGAGAUUAUCUCCUUCUCCAUGGCGGCAGUCUGAGGCUGCGAGAGAGCAAGUCGAACGAUGAGGUGCGGUUCGCGCCGUUUUUCCUGUUCCCUUCGCUGUUCCCGGAGCGCGGGUUCCGGCGCGCGCUACUCGUGCAGACUGCCAUGAACAAGCUCAUGAUGGGAGUCGCCUACGAUCGCCAGUUUCUCACCCAUUGCCUCAAAAACACUAUCGAGGUGGACGACUUCACCGCGGGUCUGUUCAAGAUUUACACAGCGGUGAUGGACGAGGGACUCACGCAGAGCGUCGGCCUCGGCCUGAUUCGCAGCGACUAUUUUUACGACGUGCGCACCGGCAACGUUAAACAAGUGGAAUGCAACACGAUCGCCUCCAGUUUCGCCACGAUCGCUUCCAUUGUUAACGAUUGCCAUAGAUACGGGUUGACUGAGAUGGGCCAUCUCGACAAGCUAGACCAGAUACCGGUCAACACAUCGCUCUCUGGGAUCGCCGAGGGAAUGAUCCACGCCUGGGACAAGUACAACGUCGAAGGAGCUGCCAUUCUGUUCGUAGUCGAGGAGCGCACCAUCAACAUCUGUGACCAGCGCUUCCACGAGUUUCAGAUCUACAAGCAGCGUCCGGGUAUCAAGGUGCUGCGCCGCACCCACGGCGAGCUGGUCACCAAGGCCACGCUCACCAGCGACCGCCGUCUCAUGGUAGACGGUUACGAGAUCGCGCUGGUGUACUACCGCAUGGGGUACUCACCGGACCACUAUCCCACCGACAAGGAGUGGAGCGUGCGCCUCCUGAUCGAGCGCUCCAAGGCCAUCAAAUCGCCCAGCAUCCAGCUCCACCUGUCCGGCACCAAAAAGGUGCAGCAGGAGCUGUCCCGUCCCGGGGCGCUGGAGCGCUUCCUGAACGAGGAAGAAGUGAAGCUGUGUCGCUCGGUGUUCACCGGCCUCUACUCGCUGGAUAUGAACGAGGAGGGUGACGCCGCUGUGAAGAUGGCCAUCGCCAACCCGGAGCGAUUCGUGCUCAAGCCGCAGCGUGAGGGCGGAGGGAACAACGUCUACGGCCUGGAGAUUGCUAAGACGCUCUCCGCAAUCAAGAACAGUCCCGAGCGCACGGGCUACAUCCUCAUGGAUCUGAUCGAGCCGCACGUGCAGCCCAACUACUUGCUGAGGGCCGGCCAGGGCAAACCGCAGUUGGUGCAGGCGGUGGGGGAGCUCGGCAUCUUCGGCUACAUCCUUAGCGAUGCGAACCAGACGUACUGCAACGAGUGCUGCGGUUUCACGCUGCGCUCCAAGCCGUCGACGGUGCUGGAGGGCGGCGUCAUCGGCGGCUCCGGCGCCAUGGACUCGCCGUUCCUCGUAUCGUCUGACGAGCAUAUCCGCACCGCCUCCGACUUGGGAGAGAACUGUCUGUGCACCACUGGUCCAUGCCAGUGAGGCGUAUCUGGCGAUCUAUGCUGGGAGCAUCCGUCAUCACCCAAGUCCAUGAAGUCACUUCACAGUGUGCUGGUGCUUGGUCAAGGAAAUUCGCUAGUUGCUGCUGCCACAUAAUUGCCAUUAUUAGCAGGGAUUCUGACAGAUUGUAGAAAGAGCGUGCGUAACACAGAUGUAUGCAUAUUUUAUAUUCUCAGUAUGGGUGAAACAACUGACUAGUCGAAGAUGUUAUGUUCAUAUGAAAAUGCUAAAACUAUUGUUGACAUUCCUAGAGGAUAGUAAUUGCAGCUCACGCCUCACAGUCGAAAUGCUGGUAUUUCACCGAAAUCCACCACCAUCACUGAUCUAUUACUAAAAAUGCUUAAAACAUAAUGAUCUGAAUCUACCUUCAGAUAGGCUGAAGUCCAUUGAUGGGCGUGAAGAAUUAGAGGGCAAGGUGGCUGUGUCCAUGCAUUUUUUUAUCACAUCCAGAACGGAGAACCAGUGGGUGGAAGGUCCAGUGUGUGCAUAGGUGGCUGUAUUCAUUUGUCAAGAAAUGGCUUGUUUUUUUUUUUUUUUGUAUGUUUAUGCAUACAUGUGCAAACUUUUUCAACAGAACCAGGUCUGAGGUUAUAUGCAUAUCAGGUUCACAGAGUAUAUCUUUAUUUUAACUUUUUUGUUCAUUGAUGAAUGACAACUUAAAUGAUUUAUAUUGUUUUUAUUUUUCUUGGUUUGCAUUUGUGUGCAAAAACACUUGGCCAGUGAGUUAGUCGCUCUGCAGAUCACAUGUGGUUGCAUAGGUACCUAUCUUACUCUCUCUCACCACUGACGCAAAAUAGCACCUUUUCUUGCAGCUAUGUGUACUUAUCUGUUAACGGCUACUCCACUGUGGCUCUGCGUGCUGAGGAUUCCCUUGAAACGAGAAUCUUGUGUGAAUAAUAUACCGCAGAACUUUC